This is a messenger RNA of Penicillium longicatenatum, 318 nucleotides long. RefSeq lists its product as uncharacterized. Bases 1 to 318 code for a protein of 105 amino acids. The transcript has a single exon. The record is from RefSeq and is a predicted model, not a curated record. NCBI's taxonomy places the organism in Eukaryota, Fungi, Ascomycota, Eurotiomycetes, Eurotiales, Aspergillaceae.
AUGGUCCCGACUUUCAAUGUUGACCUCGAUGACUACGUCAAGCCCAGUAUGCCAUAUGAUACUCUCUUCGUUCACACGAUCAUCCACCCGACACGUGCCUCGGAGCAUGCGACGGCUGCCAUUACAAGAGAUACACGCGACGGGUUCGAGAGGCUUUGGCUGGUACUGUACAACGGCAGGCAAGCGCUCAGACGAGAAAUUGGACGGUGGAAUCAGCGUGUUCAACUUGACCACCCCUGCGCUGACUAUCGGCGUACCAAGCACAAGAAGUGUAUCAUUUCCCCUGCGGUCCCAAGCAAAACUCGUGCCGUCUCUUGA